AUGACGCAAUUAACAAUGCCUCUAUUUGAGGUAUCACAUAAUGUCAGAGAGUCGGAAUCCUCUAGUCGAAAGAGAAAUCACGAUGAGUUCUCUGCUGAAGCAGGCAAAGUUGAUUCGGCGGAAGAUGUUAAGAACGUCCCGCCGGUGAGCAUACAAGAGCCUGAAGAUGACUCAUCCCAAUGUUUAUCCUCUCCUCUAUCCUCUCCAGCUCUAUCAGACGUUCCAGGCGACGACACGCUAUUAGCAAACGACCUAAUAUCACUGUCAACAUCGUCAGAAUCUACAAAACAAGAGACAACAGCAUCAUCCGCGCUGCAAUCCAGCUCAAGAUCUGCUACAAAUGCCAAUCCACCACCGAAACGGAAGCGUCUGACUCCAGCAGAAAAAGAAGCCCGGGAUAAGGAGCUUGCUGGGAAGAAGAAGGAGCGCGAGGAGAAAGCAGUAGCUCAAGCGGCCGAAAAAGCUGCUGACAAGGCCAAGAAAGAUGAAGAAAAAGCCAAAAAAGAUGAGGAAAAGGCUGCCGACAAGGCGAAAAAGGAUGAAGAAAAAGCUAAGAAGGAAGAAGAAAAGGCGACACGAGCAAAAGAAAAGGAGGAAAAACGAAAAUUGAAAGAAGAAGAGGAUCGUAUCAAGGCUGACAAGAAGCGAAAGAAGGAAGAGGAGCUGCAGCGCAUUCAGGAGGAAAAGGACCGAAAGGCCAGAAGUCAAAAGACGCUGGGGAGCUUCUUCAAGAUCCCCAGUACCCCUAAGAAAGCCGAAGCAGAUGAUGCGGCCAAAGAUUAUAGCCCCGCCAAGGUCAAUUCAUCGGCGGCAGAGGAAAAACAAACAAUCUCGGAAUACUCAAAGAUGUUCAAACCGUUCUUCGUCAAAGCAAACGCCCGAUUAGCACCCAUUGUAUCACAAAUUGAUAAGACGAUUCAAGAAGCGAAGUCAAAGGCCUUGGACGACUAUAUCGCGAACCAGCAAAAGGAUAACAGUGCUCCUCUCCAAUUCGAUCCUCUGGACGUCUUUUCCUUGUCGAAUCUUCCCCCACCUCGCGGCAAACUGCAUCAGCCGGUUAGGCACAUAAUGGAGACGGCAUAUAAGGCUGCACAAAACUCAGAAAAGAACGGCAGUGCAGAUGCUAGCAAUAUUUUCACGGAAGUCCGAACAGGACUGAGCAAAAUUCCUAUGAAAGUAAUUGCUUUCUCGCAGGACGUGCGCCCGCCUUACUACGGUACAGUAACAUUCAAAUCGUUUGCCCUCGGCAAAGGAAACAUGUAUAAGCUGGCGAGAAGAUCCAUGGCCCGUCGACUGCCUUUGGACUAUGAGUAUGACUCGGAAGCCGAAUGGCAAGAUGAGGAAGAAGGCGAAGAUCUCGACAUGGAGGACGAGGAAGAGGAGCUGGAUGAUGAGGACGAUAUGGACGGCUUUCUUGACGAUUCUGAGGAUGCUGGUGUCUCCAGAAGAAUAUUUGCGGAUACUCUGCAGCCCGAAAUCGUAGGCCCUUAUUUUGAGGACCAGAAUCGAAAGGGCUCUGCCUUGGCGUUACAUGAUAAGAAGAUGGAGUUCAUCCAUGAAGGAUUUGACAUGCAAUGGGACAUUGACCCCUUUUCAAGCAAGUACUGGGAGCCAGAGCCUGUUACCAAGGCUGCCAAGGGCAAGGCCCCAAAGACUAUCAAAUCUGAAAACGAUGCCAAAGCUCUUCCACCGGUCCCGACAAACGCCUUCGCCGCGCUGGGUGGUGCAGGUGGUGCGAACUCAGCCCCGGGCAAAUUGGUCAAACCUGAGCUUUUGAACGGCGUCAAGCAGGCCAUUUUAGACAACAAAGCUCUUUCAAAGGUCGGCAUUGUUGAUUUCAUCUUCCAUCAAUUUAGAGAUAGCGCCUCUCGGUUAGAAGUGAAAAACACCAUUGAGCAUGUUGCGGAAAAGAAAGGAGCCGGUCGAAUCAAGGAGUGGGAGCUGAAACCCGGCCAUGAAAUCACUCUAUGA
Trichoderma gamsii is the source of this 1971-nucleotide messenger RNA. RefSeq lists its product as hypothetical. Lineage: Eukaryota; Fungi; Ascomycota; Sordariomycetes; Hypocreales; Hypocreaceae. The record is from RefSeq and is a predicted model, not a curated record. The transcript is spliced from 3 exons. The coding region runs from base 1 to 1971 and encodes 656 amino acids. Gene Ontology annotation, biological process: nucleosome assembly. Gene Ontology annotation, cellular component: nucleus; CAF-1 complex.